CUCUUUCUGCAGAUGGCGCGACCAAUCCAGGUGAAGCCUGCAGACAGCGAGAGCCGUGGAGGGGACCGGAAGCUCUUCGUGGGCAUGUUGAAUAAGCAGCAGUCUGAGGAGGAUGUCCUUCGGCUUUUCCAGCCCUUUGGCGUGAUCGACGAGUGCACAGUGCUCCGGGGCCCUGAUGGGAAUAGUAAAGGCUGUGCCUUUGUGAAGUUCUCGUCACAUACGGAAGCCCAGGCUGCCAUCCAUGCCCUCCAUGGCAGCCAAACAAUGCCAGGCGCCUCCUCCAGCCUGGUGGUGAAGUUCGCGGACACAGACAAGGAGCGGACCCUUCGGAGAAUGCAGCAGAUGGUAGGCCAGCUGGGCAUCUUCACGCCAUCCCUUACACUGCCCUUCAGCCCCUACAGUGCCUAUGCGCAGGCUCUCAUGCAGCAGCAAACCACAGUGCUGUCCACCUCCCACGGCAGCUACCUGAGCCCAGGUGUGGCCUUCUCCCCCUGCCACAUCCAGCAGAUUGGCGCUGUAAGCCUCAAUGGGAUUCCUGCUACACCCAUCGCCCCAGCAUCUGGGCUACACUCUCCACCACUCCUAGGAACAGCAGCUGUGCCAGGUCUUGUCACCCCCAUCACCAAUGGCUUCGCAGGUGUGGUGCCUUUCCCUGGUGGGCAUCCAGCCUUAGAAACUGUAUACGCCAAUGGCCUUGUGCCCUACCCAGCUCAGAGUCCCUCAAUGGCUGAGACCCUCCACCCGGCUUUCUCAGGAGUCCAGCAGUACACAGCGAUGUAUCCAACCGCGGCCAUCACGCCCAUCGCCCACAGUGUCCCACAGCCUCCGCCUAUUAUCCAGCAGCAACAGCAGCGAGAAGGUCCCGAAGGCUGUAACCUGUUUAUCUACCACCUCCCCCAGGAGUUUGGAGACAGCGAGCUGAUGCAAAUGUUCCUGCCCUUUGGUAACAUCAUCUCCUCCAAGGUGUUCAUGGACAGAGCCACUAACCAGAGCAAGUGCUUCGGUUUUGUGAGCUUUGACAACCCAUCCAGUGCCCAGACAGCCAUCCAGGCUAUGAAUGGCUUCCAGAUUGGCAUGAAGAGAUUGAAGGUCCAGUUGAAGAGGCCCAAGGAUGCCAGCCACCCUUACUGACAGGACCUGCGGCACAGGCGAGGGGCAAAUCCAGAGGACGGUUUGCAGCUUCAAAUAGAUCCAGGAGAUUCCAGUAAAUUACAAACUGUUUUUGACACCAGCCCUCCCCUUCCUAUCCCCCUGCAACACCCCACCCCCCCAAAAAUGUGAAACAUUGGAGAGGAACGCAGCUUUGGAAGGCGACGGCAAGGAGAUCCUUCCCAUGGGGGGCUCCAGCAAUGUCCUGGGGACCAGAACAUGGCCCCUUGGGGACCAAGGAUUCUCCACCCUGAGAGGACACGGGGAAAGAGUGAAGCAUUGUGGACCAGAAAGUUCAUUGUUGUGUCUCUAGGUCACCAUGACAACUCUCAGAACUUUGAGACUCACCCUUUCAUAUAUAUACAUAUAUAUAUAUACAGUAUAUAUUUUUUUUUAAGUAAAUCACAGGACCAAACUUUGCAGAGACUUCUGCCUGUGGGAGAAGGAUUACGUCAUCUCAACAGGAACUUAAGGAGCCCUGAACAUUAUCAGAGGGAAAAACGGAAGGGUGGCAAGAAUAAGGCACCCUCUCGCUCUCUCUCUCUGCUCAGUAUUAGGUUCGGGCUUUUGGAGAAGCAAGGAUGGAAAGUGCUCCAACACUAUAUACCUCCAGGAUCUUGUUACCAUGGCGGCAACUGGAUGAAAUAUUGAAGAAUCUUUGGAUGGCCUUCAGGCCAGCUUGGUUAGGCAAGCUUGAGUCCUUGGAGGGCCAGCAGGCCCAUGGAUUUGAGACUCUGGCUCAAUCCCACCCCCAUAGGAAUCCCCUUGCACCUGGGUUUAGGCACAAAAAUUACCUUUGACUCCUCCCUCCCCCCCAUCCCUGCUCACGCCCUUGUCUUCCCCAUCAUCUUUAUAUUCAUAGCCUUAUCCUGUCCAGCCCUUGGGUUCCAUCUUUCUUCUGUGGGGUGCUGGGGGGAGGGAAUUAGGGGACCACAUCCUAUCCACCUCCCAGCCCCCUGGCAGCUGCCUCCUGCCCCUGAAUAUACCAGCCUGGAAACCAACCCCCUGCCUUACUUAGGGGGUCGAGAAUGAAGAGAACUAGGCUCAGCGGUGUUCAGUUGGUCCAAACUCUUACUGACCAAGCACACCCUUGGGACGAUGUUUUCUCCAGGGAUGAUUAGCAGGAAGGGAAACUGUCUUUUGUCACCAAUUUGGUCCUUCUCUGAGCUGGUGCCAGGAAGAACCGAGCAAAGCAGAUUUUCCCAAGGAUACAGAAGGCAGCCCACGUGUAUCUAUCCAGAUAUAUCUCUAUCUCCAUAUAGAUUCCCAUACUUUAAGCACAGAACCAAGUUCAAAGCUUGGUUAGUCUCAUUCCCAAACCAGGGGAUGAUCCGGCUAAGAUACAUAACAAUUGGACCACUUGAAAGCAGCCCCUUUCAUUUCUACCAAAAUACCCUAAAAGACAAAAAAAAAGAAAAAGG
Trichosurus vulpecula (common brushtail) is the source of this 2570-nucleotide messenger RNA. Its product is annotated as CUGBP Elav-like family member 5. The transcript is spliced from 11 exons. Lineage: Eukaryota; Metazoa; Chordata; Mammalia; Diprotodontia; Phalangeridae. Gene Ontology annotation, cellular component: ribonucleoprotein complex; nucleus; cytoplasm. The record is from RefSeq and is a predicted model, not a curated record. The coding region runs from base 13 to 1131 and encodes 372 amino acids. Gene Ontology annotation, biological process: mRNA splice site recognition; regulation of alternative mRNA splicing, via spliceosome. Gene Ontology annotation, molecular function: mRNA binding.